Molecule: messenger RNA, 1536 nt
Organism: Aspergillus sclerotioniger CBS 115572
Lineage: Eukaryota; Fungi; Ascomycota; Eurotiomycetes; Eurotiales; Aspergillaceae
Product: putative MFS multidrug transporter
Exons: 5
Coding region: 1-1536 (511 amino acids)
Biological process (GO): transmembrane transport
Molecular function (GO): transmembrane transporter activity
Source: RefSeq, a predicted model, not a curated record
AUGAAGCCUGCUACCCGAAUUACCACGGCCCCCGUGGAGAGCGAGAAGGAGACUCUGCUGACGCUACUUCCACAGUAUGGCUUGAAACUGGCCCCUGAUGGGCUGCACAUCCAGUGGGCGUUGGGGAACUGUCGACACCCUCGGAACUGGAGCUUGAGACGCAAGGUGUACGAUACGACGCUGAUUAUAUUCCUGGAGUUCUUCACUACUGCAAUCAGCACUGCCGGGUCUACGGCGGCCAACCAUGCUGUCCAUGAGUUCAACAUCCCCAAAGAGCUAUCCAUCUUUCUCUUCGUCUCCAUAUACCUCAUCGGCCAAGCCAUCGGGGGCGUCGUCUUCCCACCCUACUCGGAGGUUUUUGGACGCAAGAAGCUCUACGUGGCCAGCUCCGCCUUAUACAGCCUCUUCUGCAUCGUCAUCGCAUCAGUCCCAUCCCUCGUCGGCGUCGUGAUCGGCCGACUGUUCUGCGGCUUCCUCUCCGCCAUCCCCACCACCGUCGUCGUCGGCAGCAUCGAAGAUAUCUUCAACUCACGCGAACGCGUCUGGGUGAUCUGCAUCUGGACCAUGUUCGCCAAUCUGGGCCUCGUCGUCGGGCCCAUCCUCAGCACCUUUGUCGUAGCUGACACCAACUGGCGCUGGAUGUUCUACCUGGCAGCCAUCGUAACCGGCAUCCUCACCCUCCUCCUCCUAACCCUGCACGAAUCGCGCCCCUCCCUCCUCCUCGCCACCGAAGUAAGCACCCUCCGCAAAGUCACCAAAAUCCCCACCCUAGAAGGCCUCAACCCCGACAAAGCUCCCAACCUACGCAGCUUCGUCCGCAUCGCCCUCUUCCGCCCUAUCCGCCUCCUCUUCACCGAACUCAUCAUCUUCAUCGUCUCCAUCAUCAGCGCCAUCGCCAUCGCCCUCGUCUACCUCUUCACCGAAGCCCUGCCCCCCAUCUACCAAUCCUUCGGCUUCACCCCCAAGCAAUCCUGCCUCCCCUUCAUCGCCAUCGGCCUCGGCCUAACCCUCGGCCUGCUCACCCGCUGUCUCGACCUCCGCAUCAUCGCCCACCACCGCCACCAAGGCCGUCCGCUCCUCCCCGAAGACAAACUCACCGGGUUCUGGAUCGGGGCGCCGAUCCUCGCUGCCGCGUUGUGGCUCUUCGCCUGGACGAUUCCCCCCGCUGUUACUCAUCUCCCUUGGCUGAUUUCUAUCGUGGCGUUGGUUCUCGCAGGGUAUAGCUUAAAUGAAAUUGAUUAUGUGUUGGGUGGGUAUCUAACGGAUAGUUAUCUGAGUUAUGCGGCGAGUGGACUCGCGGCGUUGAGUUUGGUCCGGGCGUUGUUGUCCGCUGCGUUGCCGUUGAUUUCGGCUCCUAUGUUGGAUAGACUUGGGGCGAAUUUCACGGUCUCGGUGUUGGCGGCUGUCGCGACGGUGUUUUGUGCUGUGCCGCCGCUUUUUUCGCGCUUUGGGAGGGAGAUUCGGGCGAGGAGUGCGUUUGCCAGGUUUAGUUUGACUAUGUAUAGGGAGUUUAGUGUUGAUGAGGAGGGGUAUUAA